Diachasma alloeum is the source of this 7614-nucleotide messenger RNA. RefSeq names its product mucin-19-like. The transcript has 5 exons. NCBI's taxonomy places the organism in Eukaryota, Metazoa, Arthropoda, Insecta, Hymenoptera, Braconidae. Bases 1 to 7614 code for a protein of 2537 amino acids. The record is from RefSeq and is a predicted model, not a curated record.
AUGAGCGCUGAACUGGACGAUCUUGCAAAGGGAGGAGAGGAAUUUCAAGCAGAUCUGGUAGCUAUUCGAAAAGAAUGUGGGAACAAUAGAUGGCGAUGGUUGUGUUGUAAAACGCGCGUAGACUUACUUAAACGAAACAUUAAAUGGUGGAGAAGCUACAUAAGAAGACUAAGGAAAACUGAACACCGGGAAACUUCUGUGGCCAAGAAGAAAAUUGAGGGCUGCAGCAGUGCAUCGUUGAAUGUGUUCACGAAGGCAGUGAAUUCGUAUCAUCUCAUCGCUCGACGAUGCAUUGCUAAUCUACCUGUAGGAUCUUCGACCACUGCCCAACCGACUCUUGCCGAACCUACGAACACUGUUGCUGAUGGACAUACUGCGGCACCUGCCACCAUCGCAGCUCCGGAACCUACUGGUGCCGCUACCGUCACCACAGCUCCGGAAGCUACUGCUGCAACUGCAAUUACCGUAGCACCUGAACAUAUUGCAGCAUCUACCAUCACUGCAGCUGCGGAAGCUACUGCUCUAACUGCAAUUGCCAUAGCACCAGAACCUACUGCAGUACCUACCACUCCCGCAGCUCCAGAAGUUACUGCAGCAACUGAAAUUUCCGCAGCACUUUGGAUAGACAGCCUCAUCACCGGAACUCGAAAAUCUAUCUCAAGCUACCAAAGCAGUCUUGCAGAUAUCACCCGUUCUUUCAUAAAAGCUCACGAAGACAGAAUUGAAAGAAUAAGCGACUUGGCUGACGCUAGUCGUCAAAUACUUGCACCUAUUAUUGCGACUGCUGAAAGAAAGGGGAAAGAUGUAGAUAGCUGCGUGAAACCAUUGAACGAAAAAAACAAGCAGGAGCGAAUAAAAUGCAUAAAUGCAAUAGAGUUGUGCUUCAAUCAAAAUAUGCCCAAUUAUGCAAACAUUAUCGCUAAACUUGACGAUCUUGCAAAGGAAGGAGAAAAAUAUCAAGCAGAACUGGUAGCUAUUCGAAAAGAAUGUGAGAACAACAGAAGGCCACGGUUGUGUCUUAAUAGGCGCGUAGACCCACUUAAACUAAACGUUAAAUGGUGGAGAAGCCAUGUAGGAAGAAUAAGGAGAACUGAACACCGGGAAAGUUUGAUGACCAAGGAGAAAAUUGACCGCUGCAGUAGUCCAUCGUUGAAUGUGUUCCAGAAAGCACUGAAUACUCACAAACUCAUCGCUCGACGAUGCAUUGCUAAACUGCCUAUAGGAUAUUCGACCACUGCCCAACCGACUCUUGCCGAAACUACAACCACUGUUGCUGACGAACCUACUGCUGCACCUGCCACCAUCGCAGGUCCGGAACCUACUGCUGCCGCAACCACCACCACAGCUCCGGAAGCUACUGCUGUAACUGCAAUUGCCAUAGUACCAGAACCAACUUCAAUACCUACCACCAUCACAGCUCCAGAACCUACUGCUGUAGCUACCACCACUGCCGCUCCGGAACCUACUGCUGCAGAUACCACCACCUCAGUUCUGGAUCCUACUGUUGUACCUGCCACCACGGCAACUGCGGAAGCUACUGCUGCAACUGGAAUUGCCGUAGCACUGGAACCUACUGCAGCAACUAACACCACCGCAGCCCCGGCAGCUACCGCUGUACCUGCAAUUAACGCAGCACCGGAACCUACUGCUCCAUCUACCACCACGGUAGCUCCGGAAGCUACUGCUGCACCUGAAAUUACCGGAGCACCUGAACCUACUGCAGCACCUACCAUCACGGCAGCUGCAGAUGCUACUGCUGCACCUGCAAUUACCGCAGCACCUGAACCUACUGCAGCACCUACCACCGCUGUAGCUCCGGAAGAUACUGUUGCACCUGCAAUUACCGGAACUACGGAAGCUAUUGUUGCAUCUACCAUCAUGGCAGCUGAGGAAGCUACUGUUGCACCUGCAAUUACCGCAGCUCCGGAAGAUAUUGUUGCAUCUACCACCGUGGCAGCUGCGCGAGCUACUGCUGCACCUGAAAUUAGCGCAGCACCGGAACCUACUGCAGCACCUACCACCAGCGCAGCUCCGGAUGCUACUGCUCCACCUGCAAUUACCGCAGCACCUGAACCUAUUGCAGCACCUACCACCACUGUACCUCCGGAAGAUACUGUUGCACCUACAAUUACCGCAACUAUGGAAGCUAUUGUUGCAUCUACCACCAUGGCAGCUCCGGAAGCUACUGCUGCACCUGCAAUUACCGCGGCACCUGAACCUACGGCAGCACCUACCACCACUGCAGCUGCAGAUGCUACUGCUGCACCUGCAAUUACCCAAGCACCUGAAUCUACUGCAGCACCUACUACCACUGCAGCUCCGGAAGGUACUGCUGCACCUGCAGUUACCGCGGCACCUGUACCUACUGCAGCACCUACCACCACUGCAGCUGCGGAAGCUACUGUUGCACCUGCAAUUUUCGCAGCUCCGGAAAAUAUUGUUGCAUCUACCACUAUGGCAGCGCCGGAAGCUACUGCUGUACCUGCAAUUACCGCAGCACCUGAAUCUAUUGCAGCAUCUACUAUCACUGCAGCUGCGGAAGCUACGACUGCAACUACAAUUCCUGUAGCACCAGAACCUACUGCAAUACCUACCAUCACCGCAGCUCCGGAAGAUACUGUUGCACCUGCAAUUACCGCAACUACGGAAGCUAUUGUUGCAUCUACCACCGUGGCAGCUGCGGAAGCUACUGUUGCACCUGCAAUUACCGCAGCUCCGGAAGAUAUUGUUGCAUCUACCACCGUGGCAGCUGCGCGAGCUACUGCUGCACCUGAAAUUAGCGCAGCACCGGAACCUACUGCAGCACCUACCACCAGCGCAGCUCCGGAUGCUACUGCUCCACCUGCAAUUACCGCAGCACCUGAACCUAUUGCAGCACCUACCACCACUGUACCUCCGGAAGAUACUGUUGCACCUACAAUUACCGCAACUAUGGAAGCUAUUGUUGCAUCUACCACCAUGGCAGCUCCGGAAGCUACUGCUGCACCUGCAAUUACCGCGGCACCUGAACCUACGGCAGCACCUACCACCACUGCAGCUGCAGAUGCUACUGCUGCACCUGCAAUUACCCAAGCACCUGAAUCUACUGCAGCACCUACUACCACUGCAGCUCCGGAAGGUACUGCUGCACCUGCAGUUACCGCGGCACCUGUACCUACUGCAGCACCUACCACCACUGCAGCUCCGGAAGGUACUGCUGCACCUGCAGUUACCGCGGCACCUGUACCUACUGCAGCACCUACCACCACUGCAGCUCCGGAAGGUACUGCUGCACCUGCAGUUACCGCGGCACCUGUACCUACUGCAGCACCUACCACCACUGCAGCUCCGGAAGCUACUGCUGCACCUGCAAUUACCGCAGCACCGGAAGAUAUUGUUGCAUCUACCACCGUGACAGCUGCGGAAGCUACUGCUGCACCUGCAAUUACCCCAGCACCUGAACUUACGGCAGCACCUACUACCACUGCAGCUCCGGAAGCUACUGCUGCACCUGCAAUUACCGCAGCACCGGAAGAUAUUGUUGCAUCUACCACCAUGGCAGCUCUGGAAGCUACUGCUGCAACUGCAAUUACCGCAGCACCUGAAUCUAUUGCAGCAUCUACUACCACUGCAGCUGCGGAAGCUACGGCUGCAACUACAAUUCCUGUAGCACCAGCACCUACUGCAACACCUACCACCACCGCAGCUCCGGAAGCUACUGUUGCACCUGCAAUUACGGCAACUACGGAAGCCAUUGUUACAUCUACCACCGUGCUAGCUCCGGAAGCUACUGUUGCACCUGCAAUUACCGCAGCACCUGAAUCUAUUGCAGCAUCUACUACCACUGCAGCUGCGGAAGCUACGGCUGCAACUACAAUUCCUGUAGCACCAGAACCUACUGCAAUACCUACCAUCACCGCAGCUCCGGAAGAUACUGUGGCACCUGCAAUUACCGCAACUACGGAAGCCAUUGUUACAUCUACCACCGUGGCAGCUCCGGAAGCUACUGCUGCACCUGCAAUUACUGCAGCACCUGAACCUACUGCAGCACCUACCACCACUGCAGCUGCGGAAGCUACGGCUGCAACUACAAUUCCUGUAGCACCAGAACCUACUGCAAUACCUACCAUCACCGCAGCUCCGGAAGAUACUGUGGCACCUGCAAUUACCGCAACUACGGAAGCCAUUGUUGCAUCUACCACCGUGACAGCUGCGGAAGCUACUGCUGCACCUGCAAUUACACCAGCACCUGAACUUACUGCUGCACCUACUACCACUGCAGCUCCGGAAGCUACUGCUGCACCUGCAAUUACUGCAGCACCUGAACCUACUGCAGCACCUACCACCACUGCAGCUGCGGAAGCUACUGUUGCACCUGCAAUUUUCGCAACUACGGAAGCUAUUGUUGCAUCUACCACCGUGGCAGCUGCGGAAGCUACCGUUGCACCUGCAAUUACCGCAGCUCCGAAAGAUAUUGUUGCAUGUACCACCAUGGCAACUCUGGAAGCUACUGCUGCAACUGCAGUUACCGCAGCACCUGAACCUACUGCAGCACCUACCACCACCGCAGCUGCAGAUGCUACUGCUGCACCUGCAAUUACCGCAGCACCUGAAUCUACUGCAGCACCUACCACCACUGCAGCUGCGGAAACUACUGUUGCACCUGCAAUUACCGCAGCUCCGGAAGAUAUUGUUGCAUCUACCACCAUGGCAGCUCCGGAAGCUACUGCUGUACCUGCAAUCACCGCAGCACCUGCAUCUAUUGCAGCAGCUACUACCACUGCAGCUGGGGAAGCUACGGCUGCAACUACAAUUCCUGUAGCACCACAACCUACUGCAAUACCUACCACCACCGCAGCUCCGGAAGAUACUGUUGCACCUGCAAUUACCGCAGCACCGGAACCUACUGCAGCACCUACCACCAGCGCAGCUCCGGAUGCUACUGCUGCACCUGCAAUUACCGCAGCACCGGAACCUACUGCAGCACCUACCACCAGCGCAGCUCCGGAUGCUACUGCUGCACCUGCAAUUACCGCAGCACCGGAACCUACUGCAGCACCUACCACCACUGUAGCUCCGGAAGAUACUGUUGCACCUGCAAUUACCGCAGCUCCGGAAGAUAUUGUUGCACCUACCACCAGCGCAGCUCCGGAUGCUACUGCUGCACCUGCAAUUACCGCAGCACCUGAACCUAUUGCAGCACCUACCACCACUGUACCUCCGGAAGAUACUGUUGCACCUACAAUUACCGCAACUAUGGAAGCUAUUGUUGCAUCUACCACCAUGGCAGCUCCGGAAGCUACUGCUGCAACUGCAAUUACCGCACCACCUGAACCUACUACAGCACCUACCACCACUGCAGGUGCAGAUGCUACUGCUGCACUUGCAAUUACCCCAGAACCUGAACCUACUGUAGCAGCUACUACCACUGCAGCUCCGGAAGCUACUGCUGCACCUGCAAUUACCGCAGCACCUGAACCUACUGCAGCAGCUACCACCACUGGAGCUGCGGAAGCUACUGUUGCAUCUGCAAUUACCGCAGCUCCGGAAAAUAUUGUUGCAUUUACCACUGUGUCAGCUCCGGAAGCUACUGCUGUAUCUGCAAUUACUGCAGCACCUGAACCUAUUGCAGCAUCUACUACCACUGUAGCUGCGGAAGCUACGGGUGCAACUACAAUUCCUGUAGCACCAGAACCUACUGCAAUACCUACCACCACCGCAGCUCCGGAAGAUACUGUUGCACCUGCAAUUACCGCAACUACGGAAGCCAUUGUUGCAUCUACCACCGUGGCAGCUGCGGAAGCUACUGUUGCACCUGCAAUUACCGCAGCUCCGGAAGAUAUUGUUGCACCUACCACCAUGGCAGCUUCGGAAGCUACUGCUGUACCUGCAAUUACCGCAGCACCUGAAUCUAUUGCAGCAUCUACUACCACUGCAGCUGCGGAAGCUACGGCUGCAACUACAAUUCCUGUAGCACCAGAACCUACUGCAAUACCUACCACCACCGCAGCUCCGGAAGAUACUGUUGCACCUGCAAUUAGCGCAACUACGGAAGCCAUUGUUGCAUCUACCACCGUGGCAGCUGCGGAAACUACUGUUGCACCUGCAAUUACCGCAGCUCCGGAAGAUAUUGUUGCAUCUACCACCAUGGCAGCUCCGGAAGCUACUGCUGUACCUGCAAUCACCGCAGCACCUGCAUCUAUUGCAGCAGCUACUACCACUGCAGCUGGGGAAGCUACGGCUGCAACUACAAUUCCUGUAGCACCACAACCUACUGCAAUACCUACCACCACCGCAGCUCCGGAAGAUACUGUUGCACAUGCAAGUACCGCAACUACGGAAGCUAUUGUUACAUCUACCACCAUGGCAGCUCCGGAAGCUACUGCUGUACUUGCAAUUGCCGCAGCUCCUGAAUCUAUUGCAGCAUCUACUACCACUGCAGCUGCGGAAGCUACGGCUGCAACUACAAUUCCUGUAGCACCAGCACCUACUGCAAUACCUACCACCACCGCAGCUCCGGAAGAUACUGUUGCACCUGCAAUUACCGCAACUACGGAAGCUAUUGUUGCAUCUACCACCGUGGCAGCUGCGGAAGCUACUGUUGCACCUGCAAUUACCGCAGCUCCGGAAGAUAUUGUUGCACCUACCACCAUGGCAGCUCCGGAAGCUACUGCUGUACCUGCAAUUACCGCAGCACCUGAAUCUAUUGCAGCAUCUACUACCACUGCAGCUGCGGAAGCUACGGCUGCAACUACAAUUCCUGUAGCACCAGAACCUACUGCAAUACCUACCAUCACCGCAGCUCCGGAAGAUACUGUUGCACCUGCAAUUACCGCAACUACGGAAGCUAUUGUUGCAUCUACCACCAUGGCAGCUCCGGAAGCUACUGCUGCAACUGCAAUUACCGCACCACCUGAACCUACUACAGCACCUACCACCACUGCAGCUAUUGUUGCAUCUACCACCAUGGCAGCUGCGGAAGCUACUGUUGCACCUGCAAUUACCGCAGCUCCGGAAGAUAUUGUUGCAUCUACUACCAUGGCAGCUCCGGAUGCUACUGCUGCACCUGCAAUUACCGCAGCACCGGAACCUACUGCACCUACCACCACCGUAGCUCCGGAAGGUACUGCUGCACCUGCCAUUACCAUAGCAUCAGAACCUACUGCAGCACCUAGCACCACCGCAGCUCCGCAAGCUACUGUUGCAUCUACCACCAUGGCAGCUCCGGAAGCUACUGCUGCACCUGCAAUUACCGCAGCACUUGAACCUACUGCAGCACCUACCACCACUACAGCUGCGGAUGCUACUGCUGCACCUGCAAUUACCGCAGAACCUACUGCAGCACCUACCACCACUGCAGGUCCGGAAGCUUCUGCUGCAUCUGCAAUUACCGCAGCACCGGCACCUACUGCAGCACCUACUACCACUGCAGCUCCGAAUGCUACUGCUCCACCUGCAAUUACCGCAGCACCUGAACCUACUGCAGCACCUACCACCACUGUAGCUCUGGAAGAUACUGUUGCACCUGCAAUUACCGCAACUACGGAAGCUAUUGUUGCAUCUACCACCAUGGCAGCUGCGGAAGCUACUGUUGCACCUGCAAUUACCGCAGCUGCAGAAGAUAUUGCCUUGUAG